GUCGGAUCAUAAUUCGUACCGUCCAAUCGCGAUGUUGUCUUGUCUACGGAAGCUGUUGGAGAAGAUGGUUCUCUUUCGACUGGACAAAUGGGUUGAAUCGAAUGGCAUGUUGUCAGAUACACAGUUCGGUUUCCGCAGAGGCAAAGGGACGAACGACUGUCUUGCGUUGCUUUCUUCAGAAAUUCAGCUUGCCUUUGCUCAAAAGCAGCAAAUGGGCUCAGUGUUUUUGGAUAUUAAGGGGGCUUUUGAUUCAGUUUGUGUCGAUGUUCUUUCCGACAAACUACACGAAAGUGGCCUUUCACCAAUUCUGAACAAUUUUUUGUAUAAUUUGCUGUUUGAGAAGCAGAUGAGUUUCGCUCAUGGCGACUUGACAGUUUCACGAAUAAGCUACAUGGGCCUCCCCCAGGGUUCAUGUCUAAGCCCCCUUCUUUACAACUUUUAUGUUAGAGACAUAGAUGAAUGUCUCAUGGAAAACUGCACGUUAAGGCAGCUUGCGGAUGACUGUGUUGUUUCUGUAACGGGAUCAAUAGCAGUCGAUCUGCAAGGACCACUACAGGAUACUUUGGACAAUUUGUCUACUUGGGCUCUCAAGCUGGGUAUCGAGUUCUCUCCGGAGAAAACUGAGAUGGUUGUCUUUUCUAAAAAACACAAACCGGCUAAGUUUCCGCUCGUUCUGAUGGGUAAGACAAUCACUCAUAGCAUGUCUUCACAAUACCUCGGCGUCUGGUUCGAUUCCAAAUGCACCUGGGGGAAGCACAUUGUGUAUCUGAUACAGAAAUGCCAAAAACGAAUCAACUUUAUGCGAACUAUUACCGGAACAUGGUGGGGAGCACACCCGGAAGAUCUGAUCAGGCUGUACCAAACAACCAUUCUAUCGGUUUUAGAAUACGGUAGCUUCUGUUUUCAAUCCGCGGCGAAAACACACUUGCUGAAGCUUCAACGGGUUCAGUACCGUUGCCUUCGGAUCGCGUUAGGUUGCAUGAACUCGACUCACACAAUGAGUUUAGAGGUACUUGCUGGUGUACAGCCUCUGACAGACCGCUUUGCGGAGUUGUCGUUCCGGUUCCUCAUCCGAUGCGAGGUUCUGAAUCCGUUAGUCAUAGAAAACUUCGAAAAGCUGCUCGAACAGAAUCCCCAAACUCGUUUUAUGAGUGUGUACUACUGGUACAUGACGCUGGAGGUAAGCCCAUCUCCGGUUAACACCAAUCGUGACAACUUCUCAGACUUCGACAGCUCCUUUGUGGAUUUUGAUCUCUCUAUGAGGGAUGAGAUCACCGGUAUACCGGAAUCUUUUCGUUCCAUAGGUAUUCCACAAAUUUUUGCAAGUAAGUUCGGGCAUGUUAGCGGGGCCAGACAGUUCUUCACAGAUGGUUCCAAAACCGAUGAUUCGACUGGAUUCGGUGUCUACAACGAAUUUCAUAGCGCCACCUUCAUGCUUCAAAAGCCAUGUUCGGUAUACAUUGCUGAGCUCGCGGCUAUAUACUACACCUUAGAGUACAUUCGCACUCUUCCACCUGAGCACUACUUCAUUUUUACCGACAGUCUAAGCUCUCUGGAGGCUGUUCGGUCAAUGAAACCGAUGAAGCACUCAGCGUACUUCCUGAAAGGAAUACGCCAAGUCUUGAGUGCUUUAUCCAAACGCUCAUACAUCAUCACCAUAGCUUGGGUCCCUUCACAUUGUUCAAUCCCGGGCAAUGAGAAAGCGGACUCUCUGGCUAAGGUGGGCGCUAGCGAAGGCGAUAUUUACGAGCGUCAAAUCGCCUUCGACGAAUUUUUUGCAUUGGCCCGUCAGGAGACCUUGAUCAGCUGGCAACACAAAUGGAGAGAUGGAGAGAUGGGUAGAUGGUUGCACUCCAUCAUUCCACAGGUGUCGAAGAAGCCAUGGUUCAAAGGGUUGGAUUUAGGCCGCGAUUUCAUUCGUGUGAUGUGUCGGUUGAUGUCCAACCACUAUUUGUUGAACGCACACACCUUCCGUAUUGGGCUCUCAGAAAGCAAUCUCUGUGUCUGUGGUGUGGCUUACCAGGAUAUCGAACAUGUCGUGUGGGGAUGCAAUGAGUAUCAUGAGGUCAGAUCUGAGCUGCAUGAAAUUCUCCGGGUCCGAGGAAAACAACAGAAACCCGUUAGAGAAGUGUUGGCAGGACUUGAUUUGGAAUACAUGAACCUGAUUUAUCAGUUUUUGAAACGUGUUGAUGUCAGAGUUUGAUGUAGUACGUUCCUUGUUUUCGUUGUCCGCCUUUUGGUUUUGUUGUUCGUCCCUGUCUGUCGUCACCCCCCUUCCGUUUGUCCUCUUCUUGUCGUUUUCUACCGAUAAAGUCUUUUCUUUUUGGUUCCGUUACAGAUAUGGACAAUUUGUCCCAUCAAUGUUUUAGUAUAAGUUAGCAAAUAAUUUAGUUUUAAACCCAUAAAUCCCUCCUUCCCAAUUUAAUUUUUUUUUUUCAAUCCUUAACCUCGAAACAGCCGCGAGUACUUCGGCUUCCCAAACUAACAUAGUUUUAAGGCAGUAAUAAAUUGUAAAAUGUAAAUUCAUUGUAAAAACAAAUGAUUUCGGCUCAGUUAUGCCCAUGUAUCAGGUAUCAGUAGGUCAGCUCAAGAGGCACGUUCUCCUCCAUUUGGGAAAUUUGUGCCAUCGCCAUGAAUACGAGCCUAUUCAUCAUUUACCUGAGGGAGAGCGAAGGGAGGAAUAAGGGAUGGGAUAGGGAAAGGGAAGGUAAGGGAAUAGGGUCGAUAUAAUCGCAUAAGCGUACCACAGCGGGUUCAAACAGCGCCCUGAAAAGGGCACUGUAGAAAACGCAUAAAGCGUAAAGUAAGCCUAUAGCUACUUGCCACAACGGGUUCAGAACAACAGAACAUCCUGAAGAGUCAGGCUUCUUAGGUCAGUUUCACUUAAUCAAGUGUUUACCGAGUACUCGGAAACGCAGUUGCGUAAAAACUGGGUAGUUACAUAUCAAAUGAUUCAAGGUUCCACAGUCGGAUUUUCAGCUAAGAUAUACAAAUGAAGCAGCCUGUUGAGGCUUGUGAUGGACAAAAUCAUAAGUAGGAAAACCACAUUGAGUUAUCUCAAUAGGAGACAAUCAGUGAAGUACUAGAUUGAAAGUAGUGAGCUGGAUUUCUGUAUGGUGAGAUGAUCAAUUCUCCAUUUCUGCAAUGAAAUGGUGCAAACAGCGUGGGUUAUAUGAUUUAUUGACUAAUUUGAUGCUGUUUGAGCAAAAGUUUGAAUAACUGUGUUGUUGUAUUAUUUUUUUCCUGCAACUUCAACAACACAGUUAUUCAAACUUUUGCUCAAACAGCAUCAAAUUAGUCAAUAAAUCAUAUAACCCACGCUGUUUGCACCAUUUCAUUGCAGAAAUGGAGAAUUGAUCAUCUCGCCAUACAAAAAUCCAGCUCACUACUUUCAAUCUAGUACUUCACUGAUUGUCUCCUAUUGCGUUUCUGCUACGAGAUUCCUCAAAAGUUAUGGCAAGACUCCCGCAUGGGGGCAUCCACAAACACUCAAUUUCCUAAUCGCUGCUUGACGUAAUGCCGAGAAGAGAUGUUGGUUUUUGAGCAUUUGGUAAAUCCAAUUGGAAAUCAUUGAAAGAUAAAUAGGACAAUCCAUGCGGCUUUCAAUAUGGAAUCGAAAGGUUCGUGUUCAAAAGUAUCCUGGAAAUCCGAGAAAACACCCAAACAAAAUUAUUUUUGAAUGAAUGCGUUUCCGAUAUCGUAAACAAUAUUGUGUAAACAAAUCACAGUGGACUUUCCAUUUUGGUAAGCAUGUUGGUUCCCAUGGAGAGGCAUGUUUGCUAGAAAAACAUCACGGGUGUGAUGCUCGACAAAGCGUGCAAAGAAAGAGGUCAAAUUGAUAGAUUUGAUCUUCAUACGAAGACA
Messenger RNA from Aedes albopictus (Asian tiger mosquito), 3864 nucleotides. RefSeq lists its product as uncharacterized. The coding region runs from base 32 to 2203 and encodes 723 amino acids. The record is from RefSeq and is a predicted model, not a curated record. The transcript is spliced from 2 exons. Gene Ontology annotation, molecular function: nucleic acid binding; RNA-DNA hybrid ribonuclease activity. Lineage: Eukaryota; Metazoa; Arthropoda; Insecta; Diptera; Culicidae.